This is a messenger RNA of Copidosoma floridanum, 1022 nucleotides long. RefSeq names its product peptidyl-prolyl cis-trans isomerase. Lineage: Eukaryota; Metazoa; Arthropoda; Insecta; Hymenoptera; Encyrtidae. Gene Ontology annotation, biological process: protein peptidyl-prolyl isomerization; protein folding. Gene Ontology annotation, cellular component: cytoplasm. The record is from RefSeq and is a predicted model, not a curated record. Gene Ontology annotation, molecular function: peptidyl-prolyl cis-trans isomerase activity; cyclosporin A binding.
AGUUCCGCCAUCAGCCGCCAUUAGCGCACUUCUAAUCAAGUCGCCGGCGAGUUUGCAUCUCGAGAUAUUCAGCGUCUUCCGCUCCUGUGAAUCAGCACAUCCCGCUCGAGAGAGGAGCACUGCACAAGGUAAGUGCGAGUGAGUUUUGUGUCCUCGAGUGAAAGAAAAUCGGGAAUAACGCGUCACGGGUGGAGGAAAACAGAGGAAAAAAUAAAAAGCAGCAAUGGGUCUACCACGAGUGUUCUUCGACAUGAUCGCUGAUGGUCAGGCAGUCGGCCGCAUCGUCAUUGAGCUGCGCUCGGACGUCGUGCCUAAGACGGCGGAAAAUUUCCGGGCUCUGUGCACCGGUGAGAAGGGAUUCGGCUACAAGGGCAGCUACUUCCACCGUGUUAUUCCAAAUUUCAUGUGCCAGGGUGGCGACUUUACCAAUCACAACGGUACCGGCGGCAAGUCCAUCUAUGGUGAAAAGUUUGCUGACGAGAACUUCACGCUCAAGCAUACCGGACCCGGAAUUUUGUCAAUGGCGAAUGCUGGACCAGGCACAAACGGCUCGCAAUUUUUCAUCACCACUGUUAAGACAGCUUGGCUGGACAACAAACACGUCGUAUUCGGCUCCGUUGUGGAAGGUAUGGAUAUCGUUAAAAAGCUGGAAAGCUAUGGUUCACAAAGCGGCAAAACCUCAAAGAAAAUCAGGGUAGCUGACUGUGGACAGUUGCAGUAAAAAAUUAUUACCAAUGUGUUUUUUUCUCCGACAAACUUUCGCGGUUGCAACAACACCGAUGCCGUGUGAUGAUUUCAUGAGAAACAAAAAGAAAUGUGAACAUGAACCAAGAGCAUUUGAACAUAUAAUGUUUUUAUUGCUUUGAUCAAACAAAUGUAUAGAUACUAUUCUGUGUGCAUUUAAAAUUGUUUUAAAGAUUAAAAUGUCUUCGUUUUAUUUUACAUUUAACAUCUUCCACGUACAAAAAUUGUGUAAAGAACUACUGUGUAGUUACAGCCAAUAAAUGAAUGUGUCAAAAUUA